AUGAGGACAGUGGUCACCCAGCAACAGGACAGUGGUCACCCACAGGUCACCCAGCAUGAGGACAGUGGUCACCCACAUGUCACCCAGCAGGAGGACAGUGGUCACCCACAGGUCACCCAGCAUGAGGACAGUGGUCACCCACAUGUCACCCAGCAUGAGGACAGUGGUCACCCAUAUGUCACCCAGCAGGAGGACAGUGGUCACCCACAUGUCACCCAGCAUGAGGACAGUGGUCACCCACAUGUCACCCAGCAGGAGGACAGUGGUCACCCACAUGUCACCCAGCAUGAGGACAGUGGUCACCCACAGGUCACCCAGCAUGAGGACAGUGGUCACCCACAUGUCACCCAGCAUGAGGACAGUGGUCACCCACAUGGUCACCCAGCAACAGGACAGUGGUCACCCACAGGUCACCCAGCAUGA
This is a messenger RNA of Procambarus clarkii (red swamp crayfish), 423 nucleotides long. The record is from RefSeq and is a predicted model, not a curated record. NCBI's taxonomy places the organism in Eukaryota, Metazoa, Arthropoda, Malacostraca, Decapoda, Cambaridae.